AUCGCGUCGUGUCGCACGUUUACUAUCGUAUCGAAAACACAACAACACACUGUCAGUCGCCAAAUCCGGACCGGACCGUGGAGUGGAAGUUAAUUAUUUUGCACGAGCUUUCUGUUCCAUUAUUUCUUUAUCUGCGUCCCCUACCUGGCAUACAGUUUCGGUAAGUGACGCGUGAAAGACCGGCGAAAUGGAUAAUAUCAACAUCAAAGGCCUUAGUGAGGCUGUGCAGAAGAGAAGAGCACUCUGGGAUUCUUCGGUACCGGAGUAUAAAGAUAAAAUUGUGCGGACACUUUAUUGGGAGGAUUUGUGUGUAUCGCUGAUUCCCGGCUUCAAGCAACUAGAAACUAAGGAAAAACUAGCAACAAUUUUUCAAAUUCAGCAUAAAUGGCAAUGUAUUCGAAAGGCUUACAUACAUUCACUGCGAAUAGAAAAACGUAGUAAACCGUAUCGUUAUCACAAAUAUUUGUCAUUUUUGAAAAAAUUAGCGAAGCCAUCAAGAAACACUGCACCACCUCGAUCAGCUGAUAGCGAUGUACGAAACGAUAGUGACGUGAAGGAAGAUUUAGACGAACAAAGUGAAUUGAAUGUUGAUGAAGUUAGUGGCUCGCCGAUGAUUGUUUACCCCGAAACGAAAAAUCGUCACAGGACUCCCGCUCAGCAGCCAUCAUAUGCAGAAGACGAAAAUGACGACAUGAUCUUUUUUCGAUCAUUACUGCCAAUGGUCGAACACCUUUCCAUUCGACAGAAAAUUGAAUUUCGGGUAGGAAUCAUGAAAAUGGCUUUGUACUACACCGAGAAUGACGAAGCUUCGCCGGAACCAUUCGAACCCGUUCCACUUCCUCAACAGCCAUCCUCAUCCAGCGACUUUGCGGUUGUUCAACAUGAUCCAUCUGUUCCUGUCAGUCCGCACGAUGAAAGCAUGCCACCAUUUGUACAACCGAAGUUGGAGAUCUGUGACCUUAUUAGUGAUGAUUCUUCAGAGGGUCCACUUUGAAUGAUGAGAUUGUAAUUAAACUAU
Messenger RNA from Topomyia yanbarensis, 1018 nucleotides. RefSeq lists its product as uncharacterized. The transcript has 2 exons. Gene Ontology annotation, molecular function: DNA binding. The coding region runs from base 188 to 994 and encodes 268 amino acids. The record is from RefSeq and is a predicted model, not a curated record. Lineage: Eukaryota; Metazoa; Arthropoda; Insecta; Diptera; Culicidae.